ACCGCUGCAAGUGCAAGCCUGUAAAAGCUACCCAGAAGACCUAUCUACGCAACAACUACAACUACGUCAUUCGAGCUAAAGUGAAGGAAGUGAAGACUAAAUGUCACGAUGUCACUGCAGUAGUGGAAGUAAAGGAGAUCCUGAAAUCUUCCCUGGUGAACAUCCCAAAGGACACUGUAAACCUUCACACGAACUCUGGCUGCCUGUGCCCACCACUCAGUGCCAAUGAAGAGUACAUCAUUAUGGGCUACGAGGACGAGGAGCGCUCCAGGUUACUCUUGGUGGAAGGCUCCAUAGCUGAGAAGUGGAAGGAUCGUCUUGGUAAAAAAGUAAAGCGCUGGGAUCAGAAACUGCGCCACCUGGGCAAGGGGAAGGGAGAGCCUGGACACAGCGACUCGGCUGCGAGGCCUGGCAAAGCCAGCAGUGCCCGGCAAGCACGCAGUUAGAUGUGGGAUGCCACACGGUGACAUGCAAGGGACUAUCUACCAAGACUUCAUUGUUGGAGCAGCAAAGGAGAAAUUGCACUAUUGCACGUUAUAUUCUAUUGUUUACUACAAAAUAAUGUUUUAGCUUAUAUUAGUUUUUAUUCUCCCUCUUGUUUUCUGCCUUUGGUUUGGGGUUUUUUUUGGAUGUGUGCAAGCUCUGGAAAUAUAUAUUUUUUUUCUGUUGCUAAGAGCUGUAGAAAGCUGCCCUUUUGAGAUGGAGAAAGACAAGGACAUAUCCAAUUUACCAUUUUAUCUCCUGAAUCUUCUU
Molecule: messenger RNA, 753 nt
Organism: Acanthisitta chloris (rifleman)
Lineage: Eukaryota; Metazoa; Chordata; Aves; Passeriformes; Acanthisittidae
Gene: FRZB
Product: frizzled-related protein
Exons: 4
Molecular function (GO): protein binding
Source: RefSeq, a predicted model, not a curated record